This is a messenger RNA of Colias croceus (clouded yellow), 999 nucleotides long. It is a transcript of the gene Drep1, whose product is annotated as DNA fragmentation factor subunit alpha-like. Bases 194 to 787 code for a protein of 197 amino acids. The record is from RefSeq and is a predicted model, not a curated record. Gene Ontology annotation, biological process: regulation of apoptotic process; apoptotic process. NCBI's taxonomy places the organism in Eukaryota, Metazoa, Arthropoda, Insecta, Lepidoptera, Pieridae. The transcript is spliced from 3 exons.
GGCUCGCAGUUAGACGAGACAGUCGUUUGAUCAUCACGAACGUUUCAAUAUCACGUACUAUAUUUUUUUCAUUUUCAAGCCGUAAAGAGAACAGUGUUGUGGUUAAAAUUAGAAUGUACAUCGGAGUAAAUACACUUUGUUAAACAAAAGAGUGCUCCUAUUUUAUCCUGGGCGUUAAGAGUGUAAUAACAUAAUGGAAAACGGUAUAAACAAACCGUACAAAAUAUGUGAUGUGAAUCGUGAGAAGAAGAAAGGAAUUGUGGCUUCGUCAUUAGAAGAUUUGUUAUCAAAAGUGCCAGAGAAACUAGGAUUGCCGACAGAGAAUUUAACUGUGGUGCUUGAGUGUGACGGUACAGAAGUGGAUGAUGAGGAAUAUUUUUCAACGCUCGAUCCAGACACAUCCUUAAUGAUUUUACAUGGCACCGAAAAAUGGGCACCAAAUAUGCCGAAAUGCCAAGUUUCACUGGAUCAAACGGACGACGUUACUUUAGGUGAUAAGAGUCAAGUUGCGAAUCUCGUUGGUCGGCUCCAACACAAUUUAUGUCAUAUUUCUUUGCUAGGUGGUCAGGACCUGGAACUAUUGUCAGACAUGGAUCCCGACAGCCUUGCUGAUAUCGUUACAGACAGGGACAACAGAAUAAUUCUAGAACACAUCAAGGAAGCUUCUGGCAGGAUACUCCUAGAGAAGCGUCAAGCUCAAGAUGCCAUGGAAUUAUUAAAGCUGUACCAUCAGAGUGUAGCCAAUGGAACAGAUGACGUCUCUCCGCCAAACCAAGAGCGAGUUUAAACUUUGGCAUAUGUAUUGUAUACCCUUAGCAUAACCCUUAAUUAUUUAUUUUAUGGGAUGGUGUAUCUCAAAAGUUUACAAAGAACUUGCCAUUAUUAUUUACGAAAGUACUUAUUAAAAAAAAUUACAUACUCCAUCUCCAUAGCUGUAACCUAAAUAGUAACACCAAAUAAAGGAGGCCUUGUUUUAAAUGCUAUAUUUACAUAACAUUA